Messenger RNA from Polyodon spathula (Mississippi paddlefish), 3034 nucleotides. RefSeq names its product E3 ubiquitin-protein ligase MARCHF5-like. Gene Ontology annotation, molecular function: zinc ion binding. The record is from RefSeq and is a predicted model, not a curated record. The coding region runs from base 259 to 1140 and encodes 293 amino acids. NCBI's taxonomy places the organism in Eukaryota, Metazoa, Chordata, Actinopteri, Acipenseriformes, Polyodontidae. The transcript is spliced from 7 exons.
AGAGAGAGAGAGAGAGAGAAAGUCGGGUCGACACAAGCUGACACAGAGAGAGCGUCGAAAAUCGACCUGAGAAAGUCAGAGCAACAAAUUAGCGACUGCAAGCAAGUAUUCAAUGCAUUUAUAUAACACACACAUGCACAGACUGAAAGACAUUUGAUGGAACCCCGUCUGCUGGUCCCAGGACAGAGAGCAGCCUGGUUUCUGCUCCAGGAGACCCCAUGAGAAGCAGGGUGGGCAGGGUACCCUGCACGCUUCAGCAUGGCUUCUGCCGACGAGGCUUCAGAAAAGCACUGCUGGGUGUGCUUUGCUACGGAGCGCGAGGACCGGGUCUCGGAGUGGGUGAGCCCUUGCCGGUGUAAAGGCUGCACCAAAUGGAUCCACCAGGCCUGUCUGCAGCGCUGGCUGGACGAGAAGCAGAAGGGCAACGGCGCCGGAGGGGUCAGCUGUCCGCAGUGCAGCACAGAGUACAGGAUCGUCUUCCCCAAACUGGGCCCCUUGGUGUACUUCCUCCAGCAAGUGGACCGAGCGCUGUCCAGAAUCAGUCCCUUCUCCGCGGCCGGAGUAGUUGUAGGCACGGUGUACUGGUCAGCUGUGACCUAUGGAGCGGUCACUGUAAUGCAGGUGGUGGGUCACAAGAAGGGUCUGGAUGUGAUGGAGCGGGCAGACCCCCUCUUCCUGCUCAUGGGGCUCCCCACCAUCCCCGUCAUGCUGGUCCUGGGCAAGAUGAUCCGCUGGGAGGACUACCUGCUGCGACUCUGGCAGAAGCACUCGGGCAAGCUGCAGCUGCUCAGCGGCAUCGUGCCAGGUAUAGGGCGCACUGUGCCGCGGGUCCCGGCUGAGGUGGGCGGCGGCUAUGCCAGUGACCACCUGUCCAUGUCUCGCACUCUGUGCGGCGCCCUGGUCUUCCCCUCCAUCGCCAGCCUGGUAGGGAGACUCCUUUUCCGAAGAGUGCCGUCCAGUCUGCAGCGCACCGUGCUGGGUGGGAUCGCCUUCAUCGCUAUCAAAGGAGCUCUCAAGGUUUAUUACAAACAGCAGCAGUACCUGAUCCAGGCAAACAGGCACAUCCUGAACUACUCCGAGAAAGAGGGGGGGGGCGCGGGAGGAGGAGGAGCUCGGAGAGAACGAGGAGAGCGGUACUGAAUAGCCAUGCUGCCCCCCCGCGCUGCCAGCUGCUGUCUGUGCCAAUAGAAACCGAGGCAAACAGACAAGAGUAUUUAUUAAACCCAAUGAUUUUUUGUUUGUUUGUUUGUUUUUUUUUAAACUGUUUGGCAUAGCUUUAACUUGAUCUGUGUUGCUGGGUGUGUCCGAAUCCCGGUCCAUGUGGUCUGAUUGUCUGUCUUUUCUGCAAGUCCCACUUUGAUUUUGUGUGUGUGUGUAAAAUAUAUAUAUAUACACACACACACUGCAGACCUGUAGACAGGUGUUGGACACACCACGUCCAGCAGUUACCUGUCUUCAAUGAUAGUCCGUGGUGAUGGGAGUUGGAUGUACUACCCACUCUAACCAUUAGGGGGAGCCAAGACACCAAGGGUCGCUGUUGUAUUGGGAGAGGGAUUGUCUGUGUGCAUUGCAAGGACUUGGUGCCCUCACAGCUACAGGGCCUGUGUCAGUUUUUCACAAGAUUUUUUUUUUCUUUUUUAACUUUUAAAGUUUUUAUUGCUUGCAUAGGACGUUGGCGAUCCAUGGACAUGUGGAAUUUGCAUUCGUAUAUCUACACUUAAUGGGAAGACCUCAAAAGCUCUAGGUGUCAGUGAAUGUAAUCUUUAUAUUGUUGUUCUUUAAAAGCACAUGUAUAUAUCUCUACUCUAUCUCUCUACAGGUGUCUGCUCUGAGCUCAGCAGACGCCUGGCCAGCAGAGUUCGUUGUAGCGCGAUGAAACGGUGCCUGCCGGUUUUGCCUCCCUGACCCAGGGGAGCGCCAGAGCCAAUGCGACGCUCCCUGGAAUCUUUUUUUUAAUAUGUAGAUUUUAGGUAAAGUGUGGACAGAGCCGGGAACAAAGCUGCAUUAACUUCUCCUGAAUUCAUUUUGCUCAAGUGAACGGUAUAUGUCUCACACUGUGGGGACUAGGAGAAUCAUGUAGAGAAAAUAUUGCUGUGAGCUUUUCUGAGCCCAGACUCUAAGGAUUUGAGAAUGCAAUACAGGACAGAACACCACACGCGAUGCCAAGGAGAGAAGGUGAUUUCAUGUUCUACCACCUUUUUUAUUGUAUUUUUUCGCUGUGGCUGAGUGCGUGCAGCACAGGUUCGUUUUAAACAAGUGACCGAGAGACAUUUCCAAUGCUAAAUGGGACUGUGCAAAAAAAAAUAAAGCUGGCACCAUUUUUGCCUGGACUGGAGAAAGCCCAUUUUAAUUGGUCUCUUGGAGACUGAGGAAGGUCUCUGACAUUCUUUAGAUUAAUUUACAGCAGCCAAGAGCCUUGUUGCUUUAGCUUGAGGUAAUUGGCCCAGUCCCUUGGUUUAAUGGUGUCAAGGGUGAGUUACAGUAAGGAAUAGAGGGGGCUGUGUUACAGUAGAGAGGGGUACAGAGUGAGAGUUGGGGGCUCCGAGGUUUUGAGUUUGUUUUCAGAGGCACAAAGGAAUGGAAAUCAGGAAGAGACACACUGAUAAAACAAAAGCACACAUUGAAGGACAAAGUCUUAUUUUGCAAAAAAAGAAAGUGAAGCGGCUGCAGUUGUGAAUCAUAAUGAGAAGUGAUUCACCACAGGGCGCUCUGGACUGCGCUGGCACACGGGAGACUCUGAACGAAGUCUCUGGGAGACGCAGGUGCGGCCCAGGCCCCUGCAGGUACGGGCAUUAAAAAGCAAUACAGCGUUCCCCGUCCCCACGUGCUGCUACUGUGUAAUUAACACGCCUGUCAUUCAUCCUUUCAUUCCUGACAACUUUUUACACGUAGAACUUCUUAAAGUCUCGUUCAAAGCUCUUUUCAGGACGUCGCCUGCGUUCUCAAACGGGUAAUGCAGCAAUAACGAUCCAUGGCGUGGUGCGCAACAGAAAGGCCAGAGCUCUUGUUAUGUUUUUAGAUAUUUGUAUAUAUA